UUGGUUGUUACGUGGCGUGGCAAUCGAAUCACAAUAAUAAUAAUAAUAACAAUUUUAACUACACGGAGUAUUCAUGAUCUAUAAAACUGAUGUGCGCAAUGUGCACUCGGUCACUUUGCCGAAGUAUCUUGUGAAGUUCAUACCUGGCGCUAAACUAAACAAACCACGUGUUAAUAAAAUAUUAAUAAUUAAAAAAAAAAGCUUUAUUUUACCCAAUUGACUGCAGUUACAACCGAUACAAUUAUUAUUUUAUAAACAAUAACGACAAGAAUAAUUAAUAAUUAUUUAAUUUAAAUUAGUAAAUUGAGUAUUUAAAAACCAAUAAAAGGUUUAACAAAAAAAAAGAAUCUGUGUGAUAAUAUAGUUAAAUAAAUAUAAUGGAUAAUAAUAAAGCUGGUCAAGAGAAAUCUGCAGACAUCGAACUUCCAGAUGAUGGUCUAUCAGCUGCUAAAUUAUUUUCAGCCGGCGAAGGGCUAACGUACAAUGAUUUUAUAAUUCUGCCUGGUUAUAUUGACUUUGUUGCUGAUCAAGUUGAUCUGGUGUCUCCGUUGACGAAGAAAAUUACGCUGAAAGUGCCGUUGGUGUCGUCGCCGAUGGACACAGUUACGGAGUCAGACAUGGCCAUUGCGAUGGCACUGUCUGGUGGGAUAGGAAUCAUUCAUCAUAAUUGCACUCCUGAGUACCAGGCUUCAGAAGUCCACAAGGUAAAAAAAUACAAGCACGGAUUUAUUCGGGACCCGGUGGUUUUUUCACCGAAUCACACGGUGAGAGACGUGCUGAAUGUUAAAGCCGAACACGGUUUUUGCGGUGUGCCCAUCACAGAAAGCGGUAAAAUUGGUGGCAAAUUAGUUGGUAUUGUUACGUCUCGAGAUAUUGAUUUCUUGGAGGAUUCACCUAGCCAGCAAAAUUUAAAACUUGAGACAAUAAUGACCAAACUAGAAAAUCUUGUAACUGCAAAAUCAGGUGUGACGUUGCAAGAGGCAAAUUUAAUUUUGGAAAAGUCUAAAAAAGGUAAAUUGCCAAUUGUGAAUGAUAAAGGCGAGCUGGUGUCCUUGAUGGCGCGAACUGAUUUAAAGAAGAACCGUAGUUACCCAAAUGCCAGCAAAGAUGAGAACAAACAGCUACUGGUUGGCGCGGCUAUUGGGACAAGAAGCACUGAUCGGGAGCGGCUUAAAUUAUUAGCGGCUGCAGGUGUUGAUGUGAUUGUUCUUGAUUCAUCUCAGGGUAAUUCAGUCUUUCAAAUAGAAAUGAUUAAAUACAUAAAAGCAGAGUAUCCAGAGCUACAAAUAGUUGCGGGUAAUGUUGUUACAACGAUGCAGGCGAAAAGUUUAAUUGAAGCUGGCGCUGACGGACUUCGUGUUGGUAUGGGAUGCGGAUCUAUUUGCAUUACUCAGGAAGUUAUGGCUGUUGGACGCCCACAAGCUACUGCUGUUUAUAAAGUCAGUGAGUACGCUCGUAAAUUUGGUGUCCCAGUAAUUGCUGACGGUGGAAUCCAAUCUCUUGGACACAUCAUCAAAGCACUCAGUCUCGGAGCAAGUACAGUGAUGAUGGGAUCAUUAUUGGCUGGAACUUCAGAAGCACCUGGUGAGUACUUCUUCAGUGACGGUGUCCGCUUGAAAAAAUACCGCGGCAUGGGAUCCCUCGAGGCCAUGAAUAAGAAAGACGCAAAAGGAUCAGCAAUGGAUCGUUAUUUCCACAAUGAAAUGGAUAAAAUGAAGGUCGCUCAAGGUGUCAGUGGAUCCAUCGUCGAUAAAGGCAGUGUUUUAAAAUUCUUGCCGUAUUUGCAAUGUGGUAUAAAACAUGGAUGUCAAGAUAUCGGGGCCAAAUCCCUUUCAAUUCUUCGAUCAUUAACAUACAGCGGAGAACUUAAAUUCGAGAGAAGGACACCUUCGGCACAGCAAGAAGGCAACGUACAUGGUCUCUUUUCCUACGAAAAAAGACUUUAUUAAUUCAAAUAACUUCUUUUUUUUAAUCCAUCAGUACCUGUCUCUGUUCCACUCUAGUCUGGAACUAGAAUAUCAUCUAAUAAAUCUUAUUACAUUCUGAAAAUUAAUAAAUUUUCACGCGGGUAUUUUAGCAUACAUUACAUAAUUUACUUUAGCGUCGAUACAAUAUAUACAAUUCAUAUAAGACCUUAAUAAUUUUCACGUGAAUAUUUUAACAUACAUAACAUUAUAUAAUUUUCUUUAGAAUCUAUACAAUUUAUAUAAGGCCUUAUAAAUCAAUUUUAGUAUUGCUUCCACUCUUCACUAUCAAUCGACAACCGUCUAAUCCAUUUUGUGAUAAACUUUUACCAGACUUUUCUCUAUAACGAUUAAUUUAUAUAAAAAAAAAAUAAUGACUAUUGCAGACGAAACAUUUUUUUAAACCCAAUCAAUGUAUACAUAUAUAUAUAUAUAAUGUAUUUCUUGGCUCAAUAAUUUUUUUCUCGCUUAAAAAAUUCUUUCUUGCUUCAAAAAAAUUUUUCUCGCCCGAAGAAAAAAAUUUUUUUGAGGCAAGAAAUUAUUUUUCUGUGUAUAUACACAAAGAAAGUAUGACAUUAAUUGCCAAAUGACACGGGAUUAUUACAAUCAUUGUUCAAUCAAUGAAGAUAAUUGAUAAUUAUAUACUUAAAAAAUAUUUUUAUAGAUAAAAUUUAGUUUGCCAUAAUAUUUUGAAACAAUCACUAUCCUAUAAACAUUUUUUUUAUUAUUUCAUUAUAUAUAUACAAUUUCUUAACUUUUUUCGAACUUCCAGAUAAAUCAGCCUUUAUUUUUUAUCAUCUUUACAAAUAACAAUGAAAAAGGGUUUAUUUUUAAUUUAUAAAAUCAAUAAAUUAAUUAAUUUUUAGUUAUAUUUUUAAAAUUUGUAAGGAAUUUUUAUUCCGAUUUAUUCUACAUUAGAAAAAUUUGUAAAUUUAAAUAAAAUUAUAAUUCAUACCUCAA
Molecule: messenger RNA, 2924 nt
Organism: Microplitis demolitor
Lineage: Eukaryota; Metazoa; Arthropoda; Insecta; Hymenoptera; Braconidae
Gene: ras
Product: inosine-5'-monophosphate dehydrogenase
Exons: 2
Coding region: 378-1949 (523 amino acids)
Biological process (GO): GTP biosynthetic process
Cellular component (GO): cytoplasm
Molecular function (GO): IMP dehydrogenase activity
Source: RefSeq, a predicted model, not a curated record